UCCACAUGUUAAUUAGCCGCACAGUUAAAUAAAAUGCAAAAGAGUUGGUAAGGACGCAUACCGUUUCUAAUCGUAACCUAGUUUCCUAAAUGGCUCAACGGUACAUCCAAGACCAAGCGACGACAAGAUGAGGACCCGCGCUUGAACGGGCAUGUCGAUGAAAAACGGUUUUGCUGGAAAUACUUUUCAAACAUAAUGACUAAGUUGAUAUACUCACUCAAAUUCGACAUUUUCUUACUUUUAGUUUUAAUUAUUAGCAAAUGCAAAAUAAAAUUUCAAACACGAGACGUUUGCUUUGCCUUUAGCCAGAAAGUCAGCAGUAAAGCGAAGGAGGAAACUGGUAGGAGGGACUCAUCUUGCUUCGCUCGCUAAACACCGUAGGUCAGUUAGUUGCAGUCUGCUUUCUCUGUGAAAGCAUGCAAAAAAUAAACCACUUGGAAGCGUAAACGCAGCGUUAAGAAUAACUUUUUGUCUGGCUAUCCAGCACAAACGCAACUCCAGGGUUCGCCUUACUUUGCAGAGAUGCAGGUGAAGAGAAUCGUUCUCAGCUCGCGACCAGGUACAAAUGGGGAGCCAGUUCCUGAAAACUUCCGCCUGGAAGAAGUGACUUUAACACCUGACCUGAAAGACGGGGACGUUCUCGUUCGGACGCUUUACCUCUCAGUCGACCCUUACAUGAGAUGCCGGAUGAACGAAGACACCGGCACCGAUUACCUGACUCCGUGGCAGCUGUCCGAGUGUCUGGACGGCGGAGGCGUUGGCGUGGUGGAGACCAGCCGCUGCAGCGCGUGCGCUGAGGGAGAUGUUGUGACGUCCUUCAACUGGCCCUGGCAGACCCACGCCGUGAUGAAAGGAGGCGGGCUGCAGAAGGUUGACCCGCAGCUGGUUGACGGGCACUUGUCCCACUUUUUAGGCGCCGUUGGUAUAACGGGCCUCACUGCACUGCUGGGCAUCAGGGAGAAGGGUCACAUUACCAGUGGCGCUAAUCAGACAAUGGUCGUGAGUGGUGCAGCUGGUGCCUGCGGCUCCCUCGCUGGACAGAUCGGCAGGCUGGACGGGUGUGUGAGGGUGGUUGGGAUCUCCGGUUCUGAUGAGAAGUGCAAAGCUUUAGUGGAAGACCUGGGCUUCUCUGCAGCCAUCAACUACCGCCAGGACGACGUCUCCGCACGGCUCAGGGAGCGCUGCCCCGACGGCGUGGACGUGUACUUCGACAACGUCGGAGGCCCCAUCAGCGACGCCGUUAUAGCACAGAUGAACGACGGCGGCCACGUGAUCCUCUGCGGGCAGAUCUCCCAGUACAACAAGGACGUGCCGUAUCCUCCGCCCUUGAGCGCGGAGACGCAGGAGUUCCUGCAGAGCAGGAGCAUAACCCGGGAGCGGUUCACGGUGCUGGCCUACAUGAGCAAAGCAGAAGCAGCCCUCCUGGAGCUCAGCCGGUGGGUCAGAUCAGCCCGAGUCAAGGUACUGGAAACUGUGGUGAGCGGCUUAGAAAACAUGGGAGGUGCAUUUUGCUCGAUGAUGAGAGGGGGGAACAUCGGCAAGCAAGUUGUAAAGAUAUCAGACUGAAGAAAUCAGCUCGCCUUUUUCUGUCACCACCAAUAACACAAUAACACUAAUGACUAAAAUGAUGCACUUCUCCUCAGCUGAUGCCUUUUCAUCAUCAUGAACUAGAAGUAAAUUCUGUUCAAGAGGGAAAAAAAAAGAAAUUUAAGAAAGCUCAGGAGUUUAAUCUCUCUUUAGAUCUAACUUUACUUUUAGAAGUAAAAAAAAAAGAUGAAAAAAAAUCAGCUGAUGUCACCUUUUAAAAAGAGCCCAAAAAUUGACAAAUGGCACUAAUAAAGGAGUCAAAGACAUAAUACUGUCAAACAGUAUUAUGAGGUCAUAAAUAUAGUGGUGCUCUUUUAAUUAAAGUAGUUUAAGCUAUUAACUAAGGCUUACUCUGCUAAACGUACAACUAUGAAGGAAUCCAACCUGUCAGGAUUCAAGCUUUUGAACCUUUAAGGACUAGAGAUUAGUUUGACCCAGAAACACAAGCCAAGAAUGGCAGUGAAAGCUUUGAGUAGUUUUUAGGUUGUUUUUUUGUUUUCUCCCUGCUUGCUCGUUUCACUGGAGCCUCUGCAGUACUUCCACGUCUGACCACACGGGGGCAGCGCAUCACGAGAAAGUUAAUGUGGAUGAGGAAGCUACUUAUGCUGCACAAAGCUCUUCCUUACCCUGAUAUGAUUGGCUCAGUACAGUAUGUACCAAGGGAAAAGGUUUUGAAUGGGAGAGGUUGACCUUCCUAAAAAUAUCAUGUGCUUCCUCACGUCGUGCAGUUUUCCGUGUCCAAUUCUGCGUAACGUUGUGAGAAAAAGACUAACAAAAGGCACAAGUGAAGUGAGUUUAGUUUUUUUUUUGUUUGUUUUGUUUUUAUUUCACAGCACUAUAAACCAUUACCAAAAUAAAGUUUUCACUUGGUUCUAAUGUCAUUUGUCACAAAAAACAAAAGAAAUAAACAUGUGGCAGGUGUAAAAUCAUCAUCUACUCCUUCAUGUCUCGGUGUUUAAAUGCAACACUGUUUGGGGGGGGAGGACGGGUGAAGAUUAAGUCACAAAAACACCAGCACAUCACUUACAGUAGCCCCCACCCCCACCCCCCCCUCAUCUGGUUGCUGCGGCAGGAGUCGAUGACGCGUGUGAACAGAUGUCAGCGUACAGUACAGGAUACUCACUUCCAGGUUGACAGUUUCACACAACCGCCAAAUCUUCUUCAUGAGACACGAUUGUGGUUAAUGGCGUUUUUAAAAGAAAAAAGAAAACAAGAAAAUCAUGCAUUAUUUUGAGGUGGAGGUGAUGCAACAGUCACCUCAUUAACUUCCCGUUUCACUCCUUUCUGCCUCCGUGUGGACAUUUUACACAGCUGGAGAAUUAAAAGAAAACAUCAUAAAUCAGGGUCAUAAUGGUUCGCUUGACAGCAAAUAAAGGUGGCUAGUCUGGGGGGGGGGGGUAAAGUUAUUUUCUCUGUGUCAAGCAGCUUUUCUGAUAUUAAACAAUCUUUUAUCACUUCAUUAUUCUGUCAUCAUCCUGGCUAUAAUUUCAAAAAGAAGAAAAAUCAAUGGAUCAAAGACUUGAUC
This is a messenger RNA of Cololabis saira (Pacific saury), 3112 nucleotides long. RefSeq names its product prostaglandin reductase 2 (gene ptgr2). Bases 523 to 1566 code for a protein of 347 amino acids. The record is from RefSeq and is a predicted model, not a curated record. Gene Ontology annotation, biological process: prostaglandin metabolic process. The transcript has 9 exons. Gene Ontology annotation, molecular function: 15-oxoprostaglandin 13-reductase [NAD(P)+] activity. Lineage: Eukaryota; Metazoa; Chordata; Actinopteri; Beloniformes; Belonidae.